Solanum verrucosum is the source of this 1383-nucleotide messenger RNA. RefSeq lists its product as uncharacterized. The coding region runs from base 1 to 1383 and encodes 460 amino acids. The record is from RefSeq and is a predicted model, not a curated record. NCBI's taxonomy places the organism in Eukaryota, Viridiplantae, Streptophyta, Magnoliopsida, Solanales, Solanaceae. The transcript has a single exon.
AUGGAUAAGUAUGUCACAAGAUCGAAAAUUCGACAUCCAAGUUCUAGCUCUACUCAUGCAUCUACCGCUUCAACCAUAGCGCCAAAAAUUCAAAAGAAAACAUUUAUUUCAGAUGUUGAUUUAGAAUCUCUUGAAGCUGAUUCGGGAAUUAGAAAGCCAAUUGCAGAAUAUAAUCCUAAUAUACGUGAUGAUAUUAGGAGAUAUUAUAUUCUUAAAAAGCCUUGCCAACCUAAGGAUCAUAAAUUUCCUAAAACUAAGUUUGGGAAGGAAAUGCGGCAAUUUUUUCUUAAUUGGCUUAAUGGUCGUAAGUGGUUGGAGUAUAGCAUAACAAAAGAUGUUGCAUUUUGUUUGUGUUGCUAUUUGUUUAAAAAUGAAUGUGAAAGUCGUGGAUAUGUGGUUGAUGUUGCUUUCACAAAGACUGUCUAUAGAGCUUGGAACAAAGCUACUGAAAGAUUUAGAGCUCAUGUUGGAGAUAUAAAUAGCAUCCACAACAAGUGUUUCAACAAGAUGCUUGAUUUGAUGAAUCAAUCACAGUCAAUACGCACUUCCUUUGAUAAAAAGUUCAAGAAAGAAAAAAGUGAGUCUCGGCGUCGCUUGAGUGCUUCAGUUGAUGUGACAAGAUUUCUCUUGAAAUUAGGAUUAUCAUUCCGUGGACAUGAUGAGAGUCGAUCUUCUUCAAAUAGAGGUAUUUUUCUUGAACUUUUGCAAUGGUAUGGAGAUAUUAAUGAAGAUGUUGGAAGCAUUAUUUUAGAAAAAGCUCCAAAAAAUGAAAUGAUGUGUUCUCCAAGUAUUCAAAAGGAUAUUGUUGAUUCUUGUGCUAAGGAAACAAUCAAAUCUAUUCUUGAAGAUUUAGAUGGGGAUUAUUUUGGGAUACUAGUCGAUAAAUCAGAGGAUGUAUCACACAAGGAGCAUAUGACACUUGUUUUGAGAUAUGUUAACAAAGAAGGAGAAGUGAUAGAACGAUUUGUUGGUAUUAUUCAUGUUAGUGAUACAUCUGCUUGUUCAUUAAAGGAAGCAAUAUACUCUUUUCUUUCAGAUCACUCCUUAAGUCCAUCCCAAAUAUGUGGGCAAGGUUAUGAUGGAGCUAGCAAUAUGCAAGGACAUCUAAAUGGUCUUAAAACUUUGAUUUUAAAUGAGACUCUAUCGGCAUAUUGCAUUCAUUGUUUUGCCCACCAAUUGCAGUUAACACUAGUGGCUCUUGCAAAGAAGGAUUCAAAUGUAGAUGACUUUUUUUGCUUAGUUACUAAUGUGUUAAAUAUUGUUGGAGCAUCUUUUAAGCAUAGAGAUUUACUUCAAAAACACCAAGCUGAACAGUUAGAGGAGUUGCUCAUAUCAUGGGAAGUGCAUACUGGGCGAGGAUUAAAUCAAGAACAUGGGCUUUAG